AUGGGCGUAGGACGGGGGCACGACGCCAGCUCUUCCGCUCCGCCGCCCGGCGCAAUCGCUUCCUUCUUCUCCAGUUUCCGGUCAUCCGCUCUCCGGAGGAAGAUUCCGUCCCCGGCUACUGGCGAACCAACCGAUGGCCGUCUUCUCGUCCGCCGUCUUGGCUUGGUGCAGCUCAUCCUCAUUGGGAUUGGCGCCUCCGUUGGGUCCGGGAUCUUUGUCGUCACUGGCACUGUCGCCCGCGACGCCGGCCCCGGUAGCGUCUCCUCCAGCCGAGUGAAUAACCUUCAUCGAACUAUCCUAUUUAUUUAUUGCUAGAUUUGAUCUUCUGUAGAAAUAGAGUUUGCUCCAAAAUUCAGGCAUCCAACAUAAUUCAUCAGAAUUUUCCUUCGCAGGAAAUUUGCAACUGUACUUCAUGCUCUUUUCUCCUCAUUUUUGUUUCUCAACCACAUUCUUUGAAUUCCUUCCAUAGGAGCUUUCUAUUUACCAAAACUUGGACACUCUAGAGUUUUUUUGCCGUUUACAGAGUGUGGUCUAUCAUGGCAUCAUCAUUUGACAAAUUUUGUAGUGAUCAGAAAGGAGAUGCUUUUCAUUUCAUACAGUGAUGCGAAUGAGUAUUCUACGUUCACACGACAUUACUAGGCUCCGAUGACAUGAACUGCUGUGAACUCUAUCUGCCUAGACUUUAGCAAGGAUAUGAAUGGUAAAGGUCUUUCUCAUUGUCCAUGUUUCUCGCUGUGGGAGGUUGAAUCCUGUCAGACUUUUAUGUUGCACCGCUUUAGAUUUUAAUAUCGAAUCUUUUUAGAUUUCAUGUCAUCGCAACAUGCAUAGAUUUACCAUUCCUGGCAUGUUCCCUUGUUCUUUGUCGAUAUUUGGGCCAACCCUUGCUUGUUACUCACUGGUUGCUGGUUCAAAUGCAGCCGUCACGGUCAGUUUCAUUUUAGCCGGAGUUGCCAGCGCGCUUAAUGCCUUGUGCUAUGCGGAGCUAUCUUCGUAUUUCCCUGCUGUAGUUGGUGGAGCAUACCUGUACACUUAUGCUGCAUUCAAUGAGCUAACAGCUUUUCUCGUCUUCACACAAGUUAUGGUAGACUACCAUAUUGGAGCAGCGAGCAUAGCACGGAGCUUAGCGAGUUAUGUGGUCGCCACUCUGGAGCUAUUUCCUCUAUUCAGGGGACAUUUUCCUAGCUGGAUGGGAAAAGGAGGCAAAGAGCUCUUCGGGGGAGUAGUAUCUAUCAAUUUACUUGCCCCGAUUCUUCUUCUAAUCUUAACAGCAAUUCUUUGCCGUGGUGUUGGCGAGUCCUCUAUGGUGAACUCACUCAUGACAACCACCAAAGUAAUCUCUCUUUGCCUUAUGUGCUUCUUUCCUUUGAAUAAUUUUCAUUUGUAACCUGGAUGAUUAACUCAUAAUAUAUGAUGCAAUUCCCAAAAGGAAGAAAAUGUCCAACAAAACUCAAAGAAACUAAAAUGAAAAAAAAGAAGAAGCUAGGACUAAGGUAUAAAGCUGACAUGACCUCAAAUGGUCAGGGAGCGAGUAUCCAAAGUAACUAAGAAUCAGUGAGGAUCAUCUACCAUGUAUAUCGUGUACCUGAGAAAAUAUCAUAGUCUAACAGCCAUAAUCUUCUAGUAUUAUGCUGUUAUUCAUCCUAUUAAUUUUUCGUAUAUAGUGUCUAUAUAGAAAAUAAAAUUUACAGUUUUAAAAAAACCACGUUCUUUUGACCAUGUAUUAAUGACAGACAUCAUGUAAUUAAUUUCUUUCAUAAAUAAUACCCAACUGGAUCAAUAUGAUUGAAGCCAACCUGGAUCAUAUUUCAGCAACUCGCGAUACGCAGGUUAACACUGUUCGAGUUUUGUUUUUGGUGGUAUGUCGAACCUACCUUGAUUUAAAUUGGGGUACCUGGCUCGUCCAAUUCCCAUGGAGAUUAGGUCUUUAAACCUCCGAAACUAGAGAUGACCAAUGAUCAUAUCUCCUUUUUUAAGGAACAAAAAACAAAUCUUAAACUUCCGUCAUUUUUCUGUCUUGUGUUCCUCAGAAUCUCAGUCAUUUCUUAACCCUUUUUUAAUUGAUGGAUAGCAGUAAUAUUCCAUAGAAGGUAUGUUCUGAAUUUAAGAUGUUCACACUGCGCAUUGGUCAAUUUUCUGUCAGAUUUUUAUCUCAAUCUCAAACCUGAAAGAAGAAAAAGAAAAAUUCCAUUGCCUCAGUUUUUAUCAUUCUUGUCAUUGGAUCUACCUUGACACUGUUACGUGAUUGGAUGCUCUCAACCUGGUAUUUGUUGAGAAGUUUUCUAGCAUCCUUUGUUGUUAAAAGGCUUUCUCUUUAAAAUCUGAUAGAUCCUCAAGAAUCUCUUGAAUAUUGAAGUGCAUAGCUCUAUUAGUACAAUUACACUGAAAGCAUGGAUAUGAUGCAAUUUUAUCUGUACUAUUUAUUGAAUUAACAUUUAAUGAAACUUACUUAGAAGAGAUGAAUGAAAUGUAUCACAUUUAAAGUUGAUCUAAUGCACAUGAAGCAUUUUCUGUGUGAGAUGGCUAGAUCAUUAAUCACAAUAUGAUUGCAUUUUUUUAAAAUCUUUGCUGCUUUCGAUUUGUGUGAGAUCUUUCUAAAUAUUACUCCAUAUUCCAAUGAAGAGAAAAAAAAAACGUGUUCAUUUUUAACAUCCAUAGUUGGUUCCGUGUAAUGGUUGUAUUAUCUGCCGUACCUACUAAAAAUUUCAACAAACACUUUAUCUCAUUUGUUGAUUCUACUUUUAACAUUUGAAAUUUUCAUUCAGCAUCUGCUGACAGCUUGUGAUGCUCAGAAGCUUGAACUUUAAGCCAGAACCCCAAUGAAAAUUUUGACUUUAGGUUUCUUACCUUAGUAGGAAUGCAAUUUUGUCACUAAUACUUCAUUUUCAUAAUAAAUGGAAAAACAAAUGAGUGGGUUUUGUGAUUUGCAAUUUAGGGAGUUAGAGUCCUCGGUCUCAGAUCAUUUUUCUGUAAGGGAUCCGAUGGUCAGAUUGAUUAAUAUCCAUUAAAAGUAUUAUCAUGUAGAUUAUAACCUGUGAAUUGCUCUUUUUCUGAAGAGUUCACUUAAUAUCAAGUAUUUAAUAUUUCAGGGUCCCCUGUUCUUUAAUUAUAUAUAAUAUAUUUAUUCUUUAGCUCCAUCACUGAUUGUAUGAUGAGUGACCAUUGCAAACGUAUCAGGUUCCCUGAAGGUGAUUGAUACAUUGGUUGUAGGGUUCUGAAGAUUGUGUAAUUUAAUGGCUGUCAAAAUGCAAAACCAACAAUCAGAUUAGAAAUUAUUAUGUGGGGCAGGGUUGUUUUCCAUCUUAGAUGUACUACAGAUUUUAUUACUUGAAGAAUCACUGUAGAUUCUACCACCGUAUAUCUAUAUGGUGAGUGGGGAGAAAGCUUGAAGAAACUCGAAAUGUAAAGCAAAUGGAAGACUUUCUGUAAAACUUUUGUGGGGAAAGUUUAACCCUGACUUAAUCAAGCAAAAAAAGAAUACAUUUAUUCUGUAAAGUCCCCAAGAAGUGCUGUGAAAUUCACUUUCUGGGGAGGUUCAUAUUUAAUUAUAGGAACUGAAAAAUAUUCGUAUCAUAACGGUAUGGUGGAUUGGUUAAGUAACCUGAAGUACGAAAAAGAUGAGUGGAUCAUGCUGCCCCCAGCAGUUGUAUGGGCUGUUAGUUUUGGUAAAAGGAGUUUCAUCGAGAAAUUUUCUAAAACUUUUCUUCUGAUGACUAGGUUGUGACGCUUAUGGAAGACUGAUCGUACACUGUGAUUUAUCUAGUUGCUCUACGAUUUAAAAAUGUCUUAUGACAGGACUGUUUCCCAGUCUGUAGUGCUGGGACAUUUUGGUGGGUAGAAGCAGUCACCUAGGUCUUUCCACGGAUUUUUUUUUUUUUUUAUGGGUUUGGAUGUGCUUGCUAUUUCUGAACUAGGGGGAUUUCAGGGGCAAUCCAUCAACAUCUGCAGUAUGGUUUCUUUUGAAACUUCAGAAAUGAAAUGUGAACAGUAAUAGUGUUCUGUGCACAUUGAAUGUGAUAGUGGAACAAGACUGUUUCCUUGCUAUUUCCAUAUUAUUCAUGUCUAAUUUAUUUCUUGGAUUUUGAUAAUGUCUAAUUCUGUUGGUCAUUGGAUUUUGUUCUGAGAUUGAAUCUGUUUAUUUUCUUUUAUAUAACGUAGAGUUCCGUUUCCAAUCGCUUUCUGAAGUAAUUUCAACCACCGCCCUACAGGUGGUCAUUGUCAUUAUUGUCAUCUUUUUCGGUGCUUUUGAGGUGGAUGUAUCGAAUUGGUCACCCUUUGCCCCAAAUGGCGUCAAAGCGGUCGUCACUGGAGCUACUGUAGUGUUUUUUGCCUAUGUUGGAUUUGAUGCAGUGGCUAAUUCCGCUGAAGAGUCAAAGAGACCACAGGUGAUUCAAUAGGUUGCUUAUCAUUUGUUUCCUUUUCAGAAUCUGUUUUGAAUGGUUCUGAAUGUUUGUCAUAAGCUUAUUGGCGAGUGUUUUCCUUGUAACUUUACUUUUUUAAUGUGCAUCUAAUAUUUCUCAAUCAUGCCAAUAUUAUUGGGAAAAUAUCUUUUUUGAAGAGGGACUUGCCCAUUGGCAUCCUUGCUAGCCUUAUCGUCUGUGCGCUGCUGUAUGUUGGAGUCUGCUUAGUGGUUACGGGAAUGGUGCCAUACAAUCUGCUUAGUGAAGAUGCACCAUUGGCAGAAGCUUUUACCUCAAAAGGGCUGAAAUUCGUUUCAGUUUUAAUCAGUAUUGGUGCUAUCGCUGGUCUCACCACUACCCUUCUUGUUGGGCUUUUUGUUCAGGUGACCUAGUUUAUUGAAAGUAUUAGUCACUCUUCAUAGUUUUCCAGCUUGAAUCUAACUUUAAGUUUUUAAUGACAGUCCCGGUUGUAUCUUGGUCUUGGAAGGGAUGGUCUGUUGCCUUCGGUUUUUGCGGAAGUACAUCCUUCGCAUCACACUCCUAUCAAGGCUCAGCUCUGGGUCGGUGCUGUUGCAGGCGUCAUGGCUAGUUUUUUUAAUGUACAUGUGCUCUCUCACAUUCUUUCAGUAGGUUCACUGGUGAGUUAUCCUCAGAUUGAUGUUGUCUUGUGCUACCAAUCUUUGGUAAUUCGUCACCUUCUUUAUGCUUUGCCCGUUUUGACCUGUUGUGGCAUUUUUUCCAUUUCUAGACGGGCUAUUCUGUUGUUUCUGGCUGUGUCAUUGCCCUCCGUUGGAAGGGUAAGCCCCAAGCUCAACCUGCUAUAAGAGGCAUUUCAGCUCGGCAGGAAGGGAUCAUUUGCCUUAUUACUAUUGCCUGUUCCGGAUUUAUAACUGGACUGUGCUACCGUUUUGGAGCCUCUUUUCCUUUCCCCGUUGCUGCUGUGUUAGUUGCCAUACUUGCUGUUGCUUUUCUCCAUAUUCGGCAGGUUAGUAUCUGAACCAUGGGUUUCUCUAUUCACAUCACCUUCCCUAUGCAACUCUGAUCCUUUGAAUUGAAGUAAACUGUUGGAGUAUUUGUGGUGUUGCUUUUAUCAUUUGCUCUUGUAUUUGAUUUGGACGCUUGCUAUCUUCAACUUUCCAUUUAAGAUGUGAAAGAAAUUUUGAACAGUUUGUUGACUGUGAAUGUUUGUUUAUCCUAUUUAUGUGUAAUUUUUUCUUUUGAAAAAUAUUCUUAUCACGUGUGUGUCCCUUGCAACUCUUGACCUUGAGUAUUUUAACUUCAUUUUCUUUAAGGGUAACAACCCUAGCCCUAGUCAUUAUGACUGCCACCCCACUCCGCCCUCUCACUCCAAGACAAAAUAAAAAAUAAAGAAGAAGAAGCCUUUGCCGUGAGACCAGGGAAGGAAGGAGAGUGCGGAUGUACGAAUGUUAGAGAGAAGAGUAAAGGGUUUCUGGAUCAUUGGCACCAUUCCACUUGUUGGCUUGCUAUAAGCAUGAAGUCCAGUCUUUGCCCUUGUUUUUCCAAAACUAAGCCCAAUCCUGCCCGGUACCUGUAUCAGGCCAUCAGUUGUUGUUACCUAGCGUUCAAGCUCGUGUCCAUCGAUUGCUCGUGUCAUGUCCCUUAUAUUUUCUUGUGGCAGUGGCACCAGAAGAGCCAGAGCUCAGCACAGAUAAUACUGUGCAUUGAUCAGCAUCUGACGAGCUCAUUACAGAUAUCAUAUGUUAGCAGCAAAGUAAAACUCAGGUCGAGGGAUUUGUCAGUAGGUUUGGUGAUCUUCUGUAUUGAAAAUACCUUACAUUCAUUCUAACAUGGUGUGAAGCGGUUUCUAGACCAGGUUUUUUGGUUGACAAUCGAAUUGGUCAUGUUCACCAAAAACCCUAUUAACAAAAAUGAGCACAUGCCAGCCAAUUCAUAGAAAACAUAGUUUUGUUUGUAUAUGGUAACUGGUAAUUAGUCCCAACAUUGAAUCAUGAAGACACGUGCUUCGUACAUCCUUGACUGUGACAUAUGGUUAUCACAAAAUAAAGAAUAAUAAAUCCAUCGUGACUCAAAAAAGCUCAGCUAGUUCUGAUCUGCAUCUAGUCAUGUGGAUAAUAAUUGGACAAACUACCUUCAGGGGGGAAAAAUCUGAUCCCCCUUUGAAAAUGGUGAGAAAAGGAAAGAAGGUUGAGCUAUAAAUGGUAAUAUUAGCCAAUUGCUUGCAUGGUCGCUGCUACCAUUAAAAGCAUACAGAUGAGUAGCAAUACGGCAGGCACCAACCUGACCUCUACAGCUGAUAUGCAGGAUCGACGCGGACCAUGCCAAAGAAAAUUUUCAGAGGACGUAGGCACCCUGAACAACAAUUUUUCUGAACUUCUACAAUUUUGUGUACCCAAUUUAUGGAAUCUCCUUUUGUAUGUACUUUAACCAGUUGAUUCAUCUGAUUCCAUUUUCUCCUGGAACAGACCGGUGACUAAAAAGUAGGUGAUGAUGGCUCCUAGAGUAUCAAAUAUUUUGAAUAUUAUAGAAAUGAGCAGAUCAAUAAGCUAAUGAAACUCUAACGAAAAAUCACACUUUUAGAUAUUAGAAGAUAAAACCGAAUCAAAUACGACAAACCUAAUCAUAUAUUCACAAGUUUUUCGACCUUCAUCGAAUUCCCAUUCCUCACUUGAAUAUAACUUGCUCUAGUCGUCUAAAAUUUUUGGUUGUUCCCCCGAAAGGUGAAGAUCAUCAUUAUGUGGACGUGUUCAGUAAGCACACUGAUUAUCUUGAAAGUUUGGAGGCAUUGAUCCAGAGGAUUGAUCUUUCAAUACGACUUAAUUCUUGGUGCUUGUUGUCUAGAACUAGAAUACAUUUGACUUUGAGUUUGCUGCAUGAUAGCAUGAAAUACGUAUAAGAAGAUCCCCUGCUUAUGGGACAAUCUGAUCAUAAUUGGUGCUUAGACCAUACGUUGUGUUUGUCAAAUGCUAGCCCUUUUUAAAUCUCUGUUUGUGUUGUUCUAGGUAGCAUUCACAUUGGCCAUGCUUGGACAUGCUUUUUUAUAAUCAUAGUCCACUCUUAAUUAUUUUUCCUCAUAAUCUGUCGUCGUGCUCUCUAACGUUAAUCUUCUUUUCCAAACAAUAUUUUUUCUAGGUUCAUGCGAAUCCCCCAGGCUUCUCUUGCCCCGGAGUUCCAGCCGUGCCAGCGCUCUCAAUCUUCUUCAAUAUCUUCUUAUUUGCUCAGGUUCGGUUCUGAAACUGUUCCCGUGCGAUUUGGUUGGCCUACUUACCAUGAACAUGCGCAGUUGGGAGAAAAUCUUUUCCAGUUCAAGACUCCUCUGGUUCGCAUAAGAUGAACACAUAAGCAUUACGAACCACACUUCUCCUAUGUAGAUUUUUGGCUAUGUUCCGAUUUUCCCCCUUAUAAUGUUAACAUGAUGAUGAUAUGGGUUUUCAAGUCAAGUUGAUAAUUUAGACCAUCCCUCUUACCAUGUGUACUGCGCCAAAAAAAUCAUCAGAUUUUAAAUAACCUGGAUGGAAGUAUAAUAGGACCAGAAAAUCGGAGAUGAUAGUGUUUUAUUAUUAUUAUUAUUAUUAUUAUUAUUAUUAUUAUUAUUUUAAGAAUACCCUUUUAGUCGGUGAUAGCAGUGGUAGGAGUAUUUAUUGGAAACAUUCUACUGACAAGCGGAUCCCAUUCUUCACUGAUGAUGAAUUGAAACCAGAACUAUAUCACGGGCCUACUGCAUCUUUUAUCACGGACCUUGGUUGGUUCCCUUUCUUUUCUGUUCUUUCUCCCUCCUUUGAGCUCGUUCAAGGUGAUCUUCAGUGUGCCGUUUUAUCUAAUGUGCUGUGCAACGAAGGAAUAUGUGUAGGCUAAUAAAUAACUGGAGUGGGAGGGAGAACUAUCUUUGAUGCCCAUACCCUGACUUUAUUCCUGUAAAAAUACAGAAACAUGUUUCUUAUGCUGUGCCUUUUUUAUUAUUAUUUUUUUAAAAAAAUCAUUUCUAGAAAAAUCUAAGCCUCUUUUGGGGAGGGGGGGGAACUUGGAGAAACCAUUUUCUGUCGACCUGAGGAAAAUCACAGCUACCACAGUUCAUUUUUUAUAGAACCCAGCAUCAGAAAAUCUGUAGUCAUGAUGAUAUUUGGUUUCCGUCAACAGCUGCAUGAAGAAGCAUGGUGGAGAUUCGUCAUCCUUACCGCUAUAGCAGUGAUCUUCUAUGCCAUAUAUGGCCAAUAUAAUACAUUCCGCAAGUGUCCCAAUGACUCCGCAUACCACAGUAUCCCCACGGAUGAGAUUUCCUAA
This is a messenger RNA of Spirodela intermedia, 8657 nucleotides long. The record is from the annotation of a GenBank genome assembly. NCBI's taxonomy places the organism in Eukaryota, Viridiplantae, Streptophyta, Magnoliopsida, Alismatales, Araceae.